CAGGGGCGGACUGACAACUCAUGGGGCCCCCGGGCAAUAGGGGAUCAUGGGGCCCCUGUGUCCUUGGACAAACUCAAAAAAAAGCCUAUGAAAAAGGUACCAGGGGCAUCUUAUGGGGCCCCCUACUGACCCCGGGCCCUCGGGCAGUGCCCGAGUUUCCAAAUGGUCAGUCCGCCCCUGCUCUGUACAUAAUGAACUCUUGGUAUUUAAUGCCCCUUUAAGACCCUCCCACUGUUAGUGAAAUUUGACCACACCAACUAUUUUAUGUAUGGCGUAAAUGAAAAAAUGCAGUACAAUACACAUUACAUCUUUGCAGAAAGUU
Molecule: messenger RNA, 322 nt
Organism: Staurois parvus
Lineage: Eukaryota; Metazoa; Chordata; Amphibia; Anura; Ranidae
Source: the annotation of a GenBank genome assembly